Molecule: messenger RNA, 1011 nt
Organism: Striga hermonthica
Lineage: Eukaryota; Viridiplantae; Streptophyta; Magnoliopsida; Lamiales; Orobanchaceae
Source: the annotation of a GenBank genome assembly
AUGGCGGUUGAUCAGACUCGAAACAGCUCGGUUCCCGCAUUGUUCGUUUUUGGGGAUUCUACGGUCGAUUCGGGCAAUAAUAACUACAUUAAAACUAUCAGUAAAAGCAAUUUCCCGCCGUACGGAAAGGAUUUUCCGGGUAAAAUAGCCACCGGAAGGUUUUGCAACGGCCGGCUUGUCACCGAUUUUAUAGUUUCGUACGCUGGUAUUAAAGAGUACGUGCCACCGUACUUGGACCCAACACUUAGCCUCGACGAACUCGAAACCGGAGUUUGCUUUGCCUCUGCCGGAACUGGAUACGACCCCCUCACGGCUCAAAUAAGCGAUGGAGUAAUCACUAUACAAAAACAAUUGAAAUAUUUCAAUGAGUACAAAUCAAAAAUGGAAGUGUACAUUGGCAAGGAGAAGACAAGAAGCCUAAUAAAUAAGGCUGUGUUCCUAAUAAGCGCUGGCACUAAUGAUUUUAUUCUCAAUUAUUUUGGACCGCCGAUUAGAAGCAAGACUUACACUAUCUCCUCUUAUCAAGAAUUCGUUUUACAGCUUUUCCAACAAUUCCUCCAGGGACUAAUAAACAUGGGCGCCCGGAAGAUUGCUGUUGUGGGGCUGCCACCCUUUGGAUGCGUGCCAGCUGUCAUCACAUUGAAAUCCGACCACCCGUUGGAUCGUCGCGGGUGCAUCGACAGCCUGUCAGCCGUCGCACGGGAUUACAACCGCCUGCUCGUGAAAAAAUUGACGGCCGUCCAAACUAACGGCGUCAUGAUUAAAUACGUCGAUGUGUACAAACCCUUGGACGAUAUGGUUACAAAGCCCCAACAAUUUGGUUUUGAAAAGGUGGGUUGCGGUUGCUGUGGGAGUGGACUAAUAGAGCUUUCGAUUUUGUGCAAUAAACUCUCGCCGGUUUGUUCCGAUGCCUCUAAGUAUGUGUUUUGGGACUCCGUACACCCGACUGAAGCUGCUUACUAUAAAAUCUUCGAGUCUUUGCUCCCUGUGGUUAAUCAGUUUCUACGAUAA